Messenger RNA from Pundamilia nyererei, 1947 nucleotides. Its product is annotated as sialidase-1-like. Gene Ontology annotation, molecular function: exo-alpha-sialidase activity. The record is from RefSeq and is a predicted model, not a curated record. Bases 1 to 1083 code for a protein of 360 amino acids. The transcript has 6 exons. Gene Ontology annotation, cellular component: membrane; cytoplasm; intracellular membrane-bounded organelle. Lineage: Eukaryota; Metazoa; Chordata; Actinopteri; Cichliformes; Cichlidae. Gene Ontology annotation, biological process: ganglioside catabolic process; oligosaccharide catabolic process.
AUGACGAUCGACCCCCUGGUGUUUGAGGAGCAGCUGCUGUGGGUGAGCGGAGCCCAGGGUCAGGUGAACACUUACAGGAUCCCGCUGCUCACCUUCACCCCCAAAGGAAGCCUGCUGGCGUUUGCAGAAGCCAGGAAGUCUUCUUCUUCUGACAUUGGAGCGAAAUUCUUUGCUUUGCGGCGCUCCACAGACAAAGGAGGCACCUGGUCCCCGACCACCUUUAUUAUCGAUGACGGGGCGGCACCGGAUGGAAUAAACCUGGGCUCUGUUGUGGUGGACGAGGAAGUGGGCUCAGUGAUUCUGAUCUACUCAGUGUGCUUCCACCACUACCACUGUAGCCCGGCCAGCAUCAUGAUGGUGGAGAGCCGGGAUGACGGCCUCAGCUGGACCCCGCCCAGAAACCUCUCGGUUACGCUCGGCGUGAAGAGCUUCGCUCCCGGGCCGGGCCUCGGCCUCCAGAAGCGCUUCAAUCCUGCAAAGGGGAGGUUGGUGGUUUGCGGUCAUGGGACACUGGAGGGCGACGGUGUUUUCUGCAUCCUGAGCGACGACCACGGACAAACCUGGUACAACGGUGCAGCGCUGAAAAGCAUCCCCUACAACCAGAAGAAAAAAGCGCAGGACUUCAACCCUGAUGAGUGCCAGCCAAUUGAGUUGACUGACGGGACCAUCGCCAUCAACGUCCGGAACCAGAACAACUACCACUGCCGGUGCCGCAUUGUGGUGCACAGCUAUGAUGGAGGGUUGACCCUGCCCUUAGAAGGCCUGAUUUUUGACGAGGCACUGGUGGAUCCUGUAGUGGCAGCCGGAGCUCUGCAAAAAGAGGGCGUGAUCUACUUCACCAACCCCUCCAAUGAGCAAAAGAGAGUGAAUCUAACCCUGAAAUGGUCGCUGACAAACGGCAUGUCUUGGGAGAACAAAGCUGUCCAGAUAUGGGCAGGUCCGAGCGGCUACUCCAGUAUGACAUCACUGGACAGCGGCUCUGUAGAAGACCGCAAGUACAUCUUUGUCAUCUACGAGAAGGGCCAGAAAGACUAUUUCGAGACUGUCUCGUUCACCAAGAUCCACCUGUAUGGUGGUCGUUAAGAGCACACGAGGACGUAGGUAGAGCAAAGUCAGACAUGAACUAUGGUGCAAACUAAACAUAAAUAACUUAUCUGUUUUGUCUCAGAUUUAAACACUUAAGGGAAAAAGAAAACCGGAAGAGGUUUGUUUUUUGUUUUUUUUUUUUGUUUUUUAAUCCAUCAGCUUUCUCAGGAAGAUAAACAGACUCAUUCUAGGAUAUCACGAAAAUGGAGAAAGAAGAAUCUGCACGCACACAUUUUGUGAUUACGCCAUCAAAAAAGAUUUUUCUCUCAUGUAAUCCUUCUGUCCUUUACCUUUUUCAAAGGGGGUUUAAAUCACGUGUUUUGUAACCCUUUAAUUUUAGCGCCUUGAGGCGACUUAUGUUGUGAUUUGGCGCUAUAUAAAUAAAAUUGAAUUGAAAUGAAUUUUAUUUGCCAAGUAACUGCACAGCUGCAAAAUUUGGGCAGAGAAAUAUGUCAAAGCAGGAAAUGCUGAAGAUUGUUUUACAGACGGGGUACAUAGUUUACAAAAAGCUGAUUGUUAAGUAUUUUGUAAACCUAAUUGUUUUGGGACAGAAAAAAAACUGUUUGAGUGUGUGAAAGUGAAAAUUACUUUUGAACCACUAUAGAUGCAAGUUUUUUCUUUUACUAUCAUAAAGUUUGCUGUGAAUUCAUGCUGAUUGAAAUCAGUUCUACCUUUAGAAAACUUGUAAUUGUGUAAAAUAAUGGCCUAAAAAAGCAAAACCUUUUUUAAAAGAUAUAUAUUUUCACUUAUAAAUUCUCUUUAAUUGUUUCUUUGAGGUUUAAAUAAUUGUUUCAUAUACAUGUGUGGAAGAAUGUGUGAAUGAAAAGGUGCCUAACGUAACCCAAAAUGUAUUUGUUUGUA